Messenger RNA from Ictalurus furcatus (blue catfish), 1929 nucleotides. It is a transcript of the gene aagab, whose product is annotated as alpha and gamma adaptin binding protein. The record is from RefSeq and is a predicted model, not a curated record. The transcript is spliced from 10 exons. Bases 263 to 1219 code for a protein of 318 amino acids. Lineage: Eukaryota; Metazoa; Chordata; Actinopteri; Siluriformes; Ictaluridae.
UAUUCAGCACCUUACAUGUAUGUGUAUAAAACUUGGCCAAAAAAGAAUUCAAUUGCAAAUAACAUUAAUUUCCCAGCUUUCUUUCAUAAGCAGUAAACAGGUACGGUUCUGACAUGGCUACUAUUUAGCACGCUAGUAUGCACGUUUUUAUACGUCGUGACGUCAUUGCGCGUCAUUGCGGAAGUUCAGGGUUGAGGCUGGAGUUGUUAGGUUCGCUAGUGAACAUUAAUAGUAGCUUAUUAGCUGUCAACAAGACUGAAACAUGUCAGGGGACAAAGAUGAAGAAGAGACUGCACUACCUUGUGUUCUGAUAACAAGUUGUGACCCGGGGUUUAAGGAAGAGGAGCUUGUCAGGCAGGUCUUGGGGGCAUCAUCAUUACCAGAACCCACUAAAAAGGAGGAUGUAGUGGUUUGGUAUCCAUGGACAAUCAACAACAAGUACUACACUGCGGAUGUCAGCCUUUGUGUUGUGCCAAGUCCGUUCAACAUGAAUUCAGAAGUUGCCCAAUCCACGCAGGCUUUCAUUGUCUAUUUUGACAGUAACUCUAAAGAUGGCCUCACCGCUGUCACUCCAUGGGUUGCACUGGUGGAGGAAAUGGCUCCUGAGGUGCUCAUCUUGGUGUGUGACCAUGUUUGUGAAAAUGGUGUAAACAGACAAGAAGCUCAGCAGUGGUGCCUGGCUCAUGCGUUUGAACUGGUGGAGCUCAACCCUGAGGACCUGCCUGAUGAGGACGAUGACUUUCCAGAGUCCACAGGAGUGAAGAGGAUCAUUCAGGCUCUGAAUGCUAAUGUGUGGUCCAGUGUGGAGAUGAAGGAUGAACACAAUCAGGGAUUUGGUCUGAUGAGCAGUUUGGUUGCAUCUCGUCACAACAACCCACGACCUAUAGCAGAAACACAGAGUCAGUCUAACAGUGCGGAUGAGAACACAGAAGGACCGAAGACAGGAAGCGGUCAGAACAGUACAGAGGAAGUAGACUCAAUAGUAGACCCGAUGACUGACAUGGACAUUCGGGAGUUGGCCAACCUCACAGCUGGAGAUGCAGAUGUGGACAACUUUGAGCGUCUCUUUACUAAACUGAAAGAGAUGAAAGACAAAGCUUCUUCGUUGCCACACGAGCAAAGGAAGGUGCAUGCAGAAAAGGUAGCCAAAGCAUUUUGGAUGGCAAUCGGCGGGGACCAGGACGAGAUUGACGGUUUGUCUUCAGGGGAAGAGAGCUAAAGCAGAGUUCCAUUCCCCAGCACCAGUCUUCGCCCAUAAUCCUCCAACACUGCCGCGUGAUUUGCAGCCUGACUCUUUGGCACCAAGAAAUAUGUCUGGGCAAGGUGGGACGAGAGAGGCUCCUCAUGAUACUCUGGUUAUUCCUCUCUCUAACACCAGCACCUCAGUAACCGAUUGCACAGCCAUUAUGGGCUGCUGGCUUUUAAAACCUCUAAGUUGGAUGGGAGACGGUGCGGCCACCAAGACAUUACCCAAAACUACUCUGGAUUGGGUCUAAUCCAAGUCCAUCCACAUAUUGCAUUAUUGCCCUAGAAGUGUGAGUGUGUGUGUGUGAGUGUGUACACAAGCUCUCUUUUGCUAUGAGGGCAGAAGGUGUUUACUAGUUUGUUUUUGAAUUACCAUGUUGUCCAUAAUUGCUGUCCAGAAUACAAAAAGGUCAUAAUUAUGGACAAAGCAGUAUGGUUGGUUGUUUGAUCUUUCAAAUAAUUUGUCAAAAUAACCUUGCAUUUUUAUAGUCACAAUCUGACUAAACUGCACUAUUAAUAAUUAACAUUUCUGACAGAAAAUAUUAUUCAUUAAAUUGUCUUUGUCUCUGUAAAGAAUAUGUCUGUGGCAUGUGUGGAACAGAAAAGAUGUUUGGAAAAAAUUAUAUACAGAAGAGCCCUACAUACAAGAUGCCAAAAGCUAUAAUAAAUCCAGUUUAAAAUACA